This is a messenger RNA of Rangifer tarandus platyrhynchus (Svalbard reindeer), 165 nucleotides long. Lineage: Eukaryota; Metazoa; Chordata; Mammalia; Artiodactyla; Cervidae. The record is from the annotation of a GenBank genome assembly.
AUGUGCACCACCCUCUUCCUGCUCAGCACCUUGGCCAUGCUCUGGCGCCGCCGAUUCGCCAACCGGGUCCAACCAGAGCCCAGUGGAGUCGAUGGGGCAGUUACGGGCAGCAGCUUGGAAACAGACCUCCAGUCCUCAGGCAGGGAGAAAGAGCCUCUGAAGUAA